CAAAACCCCAGCUCGAAAUUGUGGAGUAGGCCUCGGUUUCUUACACUGCAGUUCGCUUAGUUGGUUUCUACUUAGCCCACCACACCCCGUUCCCUUUGGUGAUCACAGAAGACCCCCAGAGCAUAACAGGUAUUUACUCCUUUCCAUCCAUUAGGACUUACAAAAGUGGUGAUGCAAGUGUCGCAAGUUGGACCAUGGGAACUUGGCAUUCAUCUGAGUUCGGAAAGUGGAGGCAUUGUCCGUCUUGCCAAGCACAUUGAAACGGGAGAAUUAGCAGUCGUGAAGGUAUUUGAGAAUUGGGGAGACUUAGCAGAGAAUGACAGAGAUCGCAUAGAGCAUGAGCUUUUGAUUUUGGAGGUGAUUGACCAUCCGAACGUCCUUCGGGUGUUCGAUGUGCUCUACGAACAAGACAAGCUGUACGUGGUAAUCGAGUAUCUCCCAGGUGGAGAGCUAUUCGAUUGUCUUUUGAAGCGUGGGAGUUUCAGCGAGAGCGAAACAGCUGCAUUUCUGUGGCAGAUUAUAUGUGGAUUGGAAUAUUGUCACCAAUUAUGCAUAUGUCAUCGAGACUUAAAACCAGAAAACAUGCUACUGGAUGCUCAGGGCAAUAUCAAAAUAAGAGACUUUGGGAUGGCAACGAUCCAGCGACCCGGAACGCUUUUGACGACUUCGUGUGGUUCACCGCAUUAUGCUUCGCCAGAAAUCGUCAACGGGCAGCAGUACGAUGGAACGGCCAGUGACGUCUGGUCGUGCGGUGUUAUUCUGUACGCACUCUUGACUGGUCGGCUACCCUUUGAUGAUGAUAAUGUGCGUACACUACUUCUAAAAGUCAGAAAGGGUGUCUUCGCUAUGCCCUGUAACAUCUCCACUCAAGCACAACAUUUGCUUUACCGGAUGCUAGAUGUCGAUCCAGCGACACGUAUCACCAUUGAAGGCAUUCGUGAGCAUCCUUUCCUAAGUCACCUCGUUCAUCCUAACAUACCCGUUCCCGUCGUCUCUGCACCCGUUAACGAAGUUGACUCGGUUGCUUUCCGUCAGUUGUCUGUGCUAUUUCAAUGCACCGAAGACCCAUCGCAGUUGCUUAAGCAUCUCCAAAGUGGAGGACCCAUGAUUGAGAAAACUCUAUACACCUUGCUUGCCAAGCAGCUGCAGCAAGCUCAAUCGUCCAAUGCACGCAAAAUGAGUAUAGUUGAGGAUGUCUAUGAGGGCAUGAGCAACCAACGCACACCAACCAUUCUUCGUUCUUUCUCUCAGCAAUCGGUUUUUGACAACCCUAAUGCAUUUACAACCUCUCAUACUACUCAACGACCAGUAACGAACAUGGGAUUUGUGCCUCGUAUGCAUUCACGCAACACCUCGCCCUCUCAAAAUCUCAGUCCCUCCGUUACAACUUCCGUCUACCAAGAAAAGCGUCCUUUCAAUUCAUCCUUUGUUACUGCCCAGGCCACAGGCAGCCAUUUUGAUAACAAAACUGAAGAUCGCCACGCUAUGUAUGUUGAUGCACAAAAUACAAUGAAGGAGGACCAACCAUAUGGCAACGUAAAUUCGGGCUAUAUGAGUAAUACGAAUGGGGAGCAGUUGUAUCCACACACCGCGGCUAAAUUACCCUUUGUAACACACGAUGGAAACAUGACAAGCACUCGUAAUUUUAACGAAGUCGACCCAAACACUUUAAUGAUGCCUCCUCCGUCUGAAAUUCCGAGUACGCGAGUGACGCGUGCCGUAAGCGACUCUGGGGUUGCUGGUUCCCGAUCCCAGUCUGAAAUGCAAUUCUUUGAAAAUAUGCCACAAGGUGCAAGUCCCAUGAGUGGUCAUACUGCUAAUCACACGCGUCGAGUCUCUGGCUUCAACGGGAUACAGCUUCCAAAACAACGUAAUAGGCCUCUCUCUUGGUUCUCUUCUACCAAACGCCGCCUUCCUGGUUCACCAUUUGAAACGAAAAAGUCAUUCUUUCGCAGAUUAUUUAGCAGUGGCCCCUCUUGCAAAUGUGUCUACACAAGCUUAAGCUCAGAGUCAUUGGAACGUGAAAUUCUGGAGGUUUUGCGUCGAUGGCAGUUAUUGGGCGUAGGUAUUGUAGACAUCACAUACGAUUCGGUUAGCACUUCUAUCAGUGCCCGACUAAAGCAUCAAAACACAUUACAAUUAAAGCCCUUGCGCUUCCGCGUCUCUGUUCUUGACGAAGUGUUUGGUUCUCAGGCAGCCUUCGUCUUGGAGAGCGGAUCUUCGUCUACUUUUGAUAAACUUGCUACUGAAUUUCAGUUAAUUUUCGAAGACAAGGGAUUUUUGGAUCCUUUAGAUGCAGGUGUCAACAAUUACUAUAACACAAGAUCAGGUUCGAGACUUAGUAUUUCAAGCACACGGUCUCAACAAGUUACAUCAAACCCAACCAACGGCCGUCUUAGCAGUUUUGCUUGAGGCAAAUUUUGUUUUUUUUUUCUUUCUGUUCCUUAAACACAAAAUUAACUCAGUGUCCCCUUUUUUGUGUGGGUGUUCAUUGCUAUAUUUGCCAAUUCAACAAAUGGAAGUGUGAUGAGCAAAUAUCUGUUUUGCCCAAAUCAUCUCUUUCUGAAUAAUGCCUUGAAACGCCUUCACGUUUCCUUUCUUUUUUUUGAGCAUUCCUCCUUACCUUGUGGUUCCGUUUAAACGGCAGUUUUCUUUUUUUUCUCUUUUUCUUUUCCACUUAAACAACGUUUACUUUUCUUUUAUUUCUUUCAACUUCUUUGCAUUCAUACCCAAAAAGAAACUUCUUCAAGAAUUUCUUGGCUCAAGUUUUGCCAUACGCAUAAUGAGAAAACUAACUACUUUGCUGUUCCCAUUUAAAACAUAAUGAAAUAUCUAUCUCAGAAAGUGACCUAUGAUUGCUUGACAAUCGAUUCUUUUGCAACAUACCCCAACAGCAUCUUACAAGCAGUAAGUCUGUAGUAAUGAAUGAUUUUAAUUUUAUUCAACAAUAACAUGUACAUGUCAUUGAGCGUAUUCUGUUUUUGACAAAUUAUAU
Schizosaccharomyces japonicus yFS275 is the source of this 2995-nucleotide messenger RNA. RefSeq names its product CAMK/CAMKL protein kinase Cdr2. Gene Ontology annotation, molecular function: phosphatidylserine binding; protein serine/threonine kinase activity; ATP binding. The coding region runs from base 172 to 2412 and encodes 746 amino acids. Gene Ontology annotation, cellular component: medial cortical node; medial cortex; Cdr2 medial cortical node complex. Gene Ontology annotation, biological process: mitotic G2 cell size control checkpoint signaling; positive regulation of G2/M transition of mitotic cell cycle; regulation of cell size. The transcript has a single exon. The record is from RefSeq and is a predicted model, not a curated record. NCBI's taxonomy places the organism in Eukaryota, Fungi, Ascomycota, Schizosaccharomycetes, Schizosaccharomycetales, Schizosaccharomycetaceae.